Molecule: messenger RNA, 1822 nt
Organism: Marmota flaviventris (yellow-bellied marmot)
Lineage: Eukaryota; Metazoa; Chordata; Mammalia; Rodentia; Sciuridae
Gene: Osm
Product: oncostatin M
Biological process (GO): immune response; oncostatin-M-mediated signaling pathway
Cellular component (GO): extracellular region
Molecular function (GO): cytokine activity; oncostatin-M receptor binding
Source: RefSeq, a predicted model, not a curated record
GGGCAUAAAGUGGCUGGCAGCCCGCAGGGCUCCCAGCAGGGAGGUGUUACCCCCGGUAGGCGCGGGCCACAGCACGGGCACCCAGCAUGCGGGCACAACUCACAAGGAGGACGCUGCUCAGUCUGGUCCUUGGACUUCUGCUCCUGAGCACUGCAGCAGCCAUGCGUGGCUGCUCGGGUCCUUACCAGCAGCUCCUCAGCCAGCUCCAGAGGCAAGCGAACCUCACAGAGGACACCAGCUCACUUCUGGAACCCUAUAUCCAACACCAAAACCUGGACACACCUAUCCUGAGAGGAUCCUGCACAGAGCAUCCUGGGGCCUUUCCCAGCAAGGAUGCACUUCGGGGACUGAGCAAGCGAAGCUUCCUGUGGACUGUCAAUGCCACCCUGGGCCGAGUCCUGAAUGGACUAGUUACUUUACAAAAGCAACUCUUAAAACCCCAGGACUUAGAAGAACUGGAGACGGCCAAGAGGAACAUACAAGGCAUCAGGAACAACAUCCACUGUAUGUCCUGGUUGCUUAAUGGCUCCUCUGAUACUGUUGAGCCCGUGCCGACAGGCCCAGGGCCUUGGCUGCAGCUCACUUCUGCCCUGGAUGUCUUUCAAGCCAAGCUGGAGGGCUGCAGGUUCCUGCGUGGCUACCAUCGCUUCAUGGGCUCAGUGGGGUGGGUAUUCAGGGAGUGGGGGGAGAGCCCGAGCAGGAGCCGGAGACACAGCCCACGCCGGGCUCUGCACAAGGGGGUCCUCAAGACUAAGAUCUUCAGGAGGGGCAAGAGGCCUGUGCCCCGGGGGCAUCUGCCCUGGUAGCGUAAGGGGCGCACCUUGCAGAUGAAGAACACAGGGGUUCCCUUUGGAAGUGAGGUGUCAUGGCAUGACACCAAACUUGCUCUGCUCCAUCCCCCACGACACAGAAGUGCACUUUAAGGAGAGGAGCUGGCUGGGCUCCUCCUGCCUCCUCUGGGUUGAGGAGAUAGAGUCAGGCUGUUGCACCCCCAGCCCCAAGUUUCCCAGUCCUGGUGGGGUGGCCAGGUCAGGCCACGUGGGACCGACUUUCCAUUGAUUCAGGGGUCUGAUGACACAAGCUGACUCAUGGCUGGGCUGACUACCCCCCUCCCCCCAGAUCCCCAGAGGCCAGCCAGCCCUUCCCUCUCAUGACUUGCAGGGCUGUUGACCCCAGACUUCCUCCUUUUCAUGGUGGCAGGAUUCUGAGAGGGAGGUCAGGGCUUGAACUGACCUCUGAUGCCUCAUCAAUGCUCAGGCCAGACACCUGGACAUCUGGGUGACCUCACUUUAGGCAGCUGUUACUGGGGUGGGGUGUCCUGGAGGUCUAGGGAAAGGGUGCUGAGGUCCCAGCCCAGCCACUAACUCACUGUGUGACCUUGGGUGGGUCAUUUUACCUCUUAGGACCUUAGUUUUUUCUUUGGGGAGCCAGGGGACUAUAUAAAACCCCCUCUGCCUGUCAGUUGCUGGGAUUUCGUGACACAGGGUGGACAUCAAAUUCUUUGUAAAUUGGGACAUGUGGUGCAAAUGGCCAUGGGGUGAGGGCAUGCUGAGUUCUCGCCCAGUGCCUGGAAGCACCCAGUCUUGGGUCCUGGCUGCUGGCUGCUCCCCCUGGUGGUGGGUCACGGAAUUUUCUCAUAUUGAAACCAUUACCCUCCUGGAGGGGGUCCCAGAAACUGCUGGGCAGAUUCCUUGGAGCAACAUGUCUAAUUUAUUGAUUUUUAUCAGUUUUUAAUCAGUUUCAUAUUUAUAAAGUGUAUUUAUGAUGUGUAUUUAAUGUUAAUAUUGUGCUAACAUAUAUUUAAAACUUGCUGGUUUCUAAA